UUUCUUCUUCCUCCUCUUUUACUUCAUUUCUUGGAUCAUCACUUCAUUCAUUGCCAAAUAUCAAUACCAAAAGACUAUCUUCUUCGACUCCAGCUCGUGUCAAAUUCCGACAACUCAAACUUGUCGCCGCCUAUACCACCUCUGUUUGUGCUAACAUGGCUUCAUCUACAUCACUACACGAGGUUUUGGGGAUUCCGAUGAAUGCCACCAGCAACGAAAUCAAGGCAGCGUACCGAAAAUUGGCGAGGACGUGUCAUCCUGAUGUGGCAAUGGUGAAUCGGAGAGACAAGUCGGCCAAUGAAUUCAUGAAGAUUCAUGCCGCUUACUCGACCCUGUCAGAUCCAGAUAAACGUGCCGUUUAUGACCGUGAUCUUUUUAGGUUACGUCACAGGUUUGGCUCUUCAUCUGCCACGUUAGCUGCCAUGGCGACUGCCACGUCAAUGUCGGAAUUUUCGGGCCAUUAUCCACGCCGAAAUUGGGAGUCCGACCAGUGCUGGUAGUGGUAUAGAAUGACAUUUUUUCUAACAGCAAGACACUGUGUUUUUGGAAUUUUUUAUUUUUUAUUUUUUUAAAUUUUUAGUAUUGCCUUGGUAUAGUUUUUCUCUAGUGGAUUUUGUCGUUUUUAUAUUUAUUUUUGUACAGAUUUGUAGUGUUUGUAGAAGACUUGAACAGGAUUCUGUGGCAUUAUUAUAUAUAUAUAUAUAUAUAUUAUUAAAUUA
Camellia sinensis is the source of this 719-nucleotide messenger RNA. The record is from RefSeq and is a predicted model, not a curated record. Lineage: Eukaryota; Viridiplantae; Streptophyta; Magnoliopsida; Ericales; Theaceae.